Messenger RNA from Ambispora gerdemannii, 618 nucleotides. Lineage: Eukaryota; Fungi; Glomeromycota; Glomeromycetes; Archaeosporales; Ambisporaceae. The record is from the annotation of a GenBank genome assembly.
AUGUCUUCUCAUCAAUCCAAUAUCAGCACCUCUACAACCACAUACCCAUUCUACAUGGGUCUCAUCUCUCGUUCUAACAAGACUUCGCCGAUUCUCAGUUUUCUCGAAAAAAAGAUUGAAAUUGAAAAAUCUAAAAUUUCUAAAGAAUCAUUAGAUGAAUGGUUUCCACCAAACCCUCAAUCUGUCUCUUACAAAGUAGAAACGAAAUUAGAAUCUAGCGACAUGAAUCUAAAUACUUCCGUUGAUGACUAUGACAAAUCAGAUAUUCCAUAUGAUGGAUAUUUGGGCCUUGAAGAAAAGAAACCUGCCAGAUAUUUGAAACUAAAGACUAUUGAAAAAAUUCCGUAUGAAUUUCGCAUCGGAUUAGGAGAGCUUUUACCUCCGAAAACGAAUAAACUAGACGAAUUACAUUGUUUAUUACUUUGCCAGGUUUUACCAAAGACGUCUCGUGAAUUGCUAAAAUUGCAAUCUCCAAUGCCUCCGAUGAAAAGAAAUGGACAAGUUAAAACUCUUGACUUAUCGAGGAAGUUGCCUUCAAAAUUCAAUCACAAGAAAGGCGAGAAAAAUGCAUUAUUAAAAAAUUCGAAAUCGAGUAUUCCGAAACUUCAUCAAAAAUAA